AGCUGCGCGUGACAAAACAAGCCACCGGCUGCGGGGUUUUUUCACUCGCUCUCUCGCAGUCACACACACGCGCGCACUCUCUCAAACAGUCACGCACAGCGGCACAUAUUCAGUUUAGGGUUUGCCUUCUCGCGCUCUUCUCAAAGGCGCGGUGUUUUUGUUGUUUUUUUUUAUGUAUCUCAUAAGCUUCUGGGAGUGACGGUCGCGAGCGGGAGCGGGGGAGGAAACGCGGAGCGUAGGAUGCCGAACCACUAAAGAACAGCUGCUCCUCGCGUGCCUAGCGCCUUUUAUCCGGUCCAGCUAAAGGCUGAACCGGUCUGUCCAGUGUGCACGUGAACGCGACCACGUCUGCACGCUGAAACAAAGACUUGCCGACCGUCUGUCGAGCAUUCAGAACUUGGACAGCUCCCAUGAGGUGCCGCGUGCGCGAAAGGAAAAACUCUUUAACGGCGUCUCCGAUUGUGUGACAGAGGGAGUGUGUGUGUUGCGGAGAACGUGCUCCUGAGAUCAGUGUCGAGUCUCCAGUAGCUGCCCCCCAGGUGUCCUCCGGGAAUAUGGCCAGCCUGUUCGAGGAUGAGAAACAGCUUUUUGAGAAGUUCUGGCGGGGCACGUUCAAAGCCGUAGCAAUGCCCAGGCCGGAGAGCGUCAUCAUCGCCAGCAUCGCCGCGAGCAGACCCGUGACCAGGUUGGAGACGGUUUCCCUGACACCCAAACCCAGCGAGCCCGAGAAACCAGCAGUGGAGACAACGGAGACAACUGAGAGGAAGAGGCACGUCAAACACAGAAGACACAAACAUCGCAGACGCCACCACGCCCGCAGUGUAUCUUCUGAAGCUGAUAUUUCCCCCUGGCCAACAGCCAAAAGGAAAAAAAAGAAGAAGAAUUCAAAGCAGAAGAGAAGGAGAGAAAGGUCUCCGUCUUCCAGUCCGUCACCCGUCAGGAAGAAGAAGAAGAAGAAGAAGCACUCAAAGAAACGGAAGCAGCACAGGUCCGCUUCCAAGAAGACGAAGCACAGAGCCUCAAACAACAGGCGCAAAAGGAAAGAAGACAGAAAACAUAAAAAGAGGUCUUGGAGUGACUCCCACCACAGACACCGUUCACGGAGAGCAGACAACCGGAGCCCUCGCAGACGGUCUCUCAGCCCGCAGAACAGGUCUGAAGAUUAUCACAAACCUGAUCAUUCCAGCAGCCCUUUGCGGGACCAGAGACGUUUUGACUGGGGGGCAGCAGUCAAGCUGACCAAUAGCACACCCUCUAGGUGCCGCGCUUUGACAUCUGAACGCUCAGUCAAACGCUUGCAUCCUGGGCUUGAAGCGUUAAACAGAACGGCAAUCGUCCAACAUUCGCUGUCCAAUCAGGGCAAAGGACAUGCAGAUUAUGAUUCAGGAAAUGACACGUCCUCCCCGCCGUCUACUAAAACUGGCAUCACGAGGGCAAAGGUCGUGGGAGGCAGGAAUGUCUCGUGUCAGGAGCUAGGGUCUCCGGAGAAGCUCAGGUUUACCAGCAGGGACAACGUGUCCGAUUCAGGAAACUCUCUGACCAGCUAUGACUCAGCGUGUGAGGUUGUCCAGGCUGAGAGGAACCUUCCCAGAACCAAUCUCUGGAGCGUCAAAAGAGAGGAGUCCCGCAGCUAUGCGGCUUUCAGGACACUACAGCUGGACGUGGCCAGUAGAGCUGCUAGGAGCCUGACUCAAUCGGAAAGCAGGUCCCGCAGCAGGACCAGGUCGUCCCGAAGCUCCCGGUAUCGGGACAGCGACAGCGGAAGCAGGUCUCUGUCCUCCAGCCACAGGUCAUAUUGCCGUUCGUCCAGUUACUCGCGGGACUCGAGAAGCGGGAGCGUGUGUAGUGUAAACCGUGGCCGGAGCGACAGGCGUUCGAGAUACGAGGCAGUCAGGAGCGGCGGGAGGAGACCAGGCUCAAGUUCCUGCAGGAAGCAGUCAAAGCGGGACAGGAAGUGGAGCCGGAGAAGAUUCAGCUCUCCGAUGAGGAAGAGGAGGAGAGGUUCACCAAGCCAUUUAGAGGCUAGGAGGAUUACAAGUGCGAGGAAGAGGCCGAUUCCUUACUACAGACCGAGUCCUUCCUCGUCCUCUUCGAGUCGCUGUAGCAGCCUGUCAUCCUGGAGUCUGUUCUCGCUCAACCACAGCAGGAGUCCCAGGCGCACGCGAUCCUCCUACCGGAGUUACAGCCACGCCUCCUCCUGGAACUCCGCCUACAGCAGCCGGAGCCGGAGCCGGAGCCGGAGCUACGACUCGCUGGCGAUCUACAGACGAACUCGUCAUUAACUUAGACACCGACCCUCUGGAGGAAGCUAAGAGAACGGUUUCACGGACGAAUACUCGGAAACGAAACAUGAGGGCGCACAGGCAGGACGUGAUGGCUGGGGUGAUCGGAUUUAUAUCGGUUGCGUUCCAUGUUCAUCCAUCUCGUUCUAGGCAAAAAGGACGUGCUGACGUCAGAGGUAACAGGAAGACAGCUUUGACGCCACUGGGUGGACGACACGGCCAGCACACGACUUUUGUCCUCAUGUUUGUGACAAAACAUCACUUUGGAGGUUGAAGCGGUUUCGCCUUCGUCUCAGCACGGCAGCUGCCACUUCAACUUUAGUUCAGUUUCACGCGCGGUGUAGGCAUUCACUUCACCUGAGCGCGAACCUUUCUCCGCUCCUUCUCUUUGUUUCAAUUACACAGUUAAACAGAUGACCGAUGACCUCUAUUACAGGUUGUGCUGGGCACAAGCUUCUUUGGCGCCUUUUAAGAAUACGCUCGUCCAGCCCCCCACCCCCACCGACACGCCCCGUCAGUCCAAAUGCCACCAGUACUUAUCUACCAGCGAAGGGAAAAGCAAUUCAAGGGUCAGUAGCUGUUAUGAUGACGGUUAUGAUGGAUGGUCAGAUUGUGGCGUGUUGUUUGGUCCAUUUAUAGCCCACACGUCCAGGCAAGAUUACAAGUUUUAUUUUAAGAAAUACUUAUUUGAAAUGCAUUUACUCAUAGAGGGAGCACUUUGAGACCUCUUGAUAAUGAAUAUGGUAAUUGGAUGAACAAGAUAAUUGAUCACGAGAUUGAUUAUCUGAUCGAUCGAUCUGAAUGCACUGCCUUAUUCUGUGGGGAUCUGUUUGCUUUCGUUCUUUCUUUUUAUUCGUGAUCCAAUAUAUUUGUCUCAGAUACACUUCUGGUGGUCAGAACCAUACAAUUUCACAUUCCAUAAUCAAUCUAACAUUGUAUUUAUUGAUUUUUUUAACUUACUGUGUUAGUUAUUUAAUUCAGGGCUGUUUUUAUGUUUUUUA
Molecule: messenger RNA, 3283 nt
Organism: Electrophorus electricus (electric eel)
Lineage: Eukaryota; Metazoa; Chordata; Actinopteri; Gymnotiformes; Gymnotidae
Gene: srrm4
Product: serine/arginine repetitive matrix 4
Biological process (GO): regulation of RNA splicing; neuron maturation; mRNA processing
Cellular component (GO): nucleus
Molecular function (GO): mRNA binding
Source: RefSeq, a predicted model, not a curated record